Pistacia vera is the source of this 766-nucleotide messenger RNA. RefSeq lists its product as uncharacterized. NCBI's taxonomy places the organism in Eukaryota, Viridiplantae, Streptophyta, Magnoliopsida, Sapindales, Anacardiaceae. The coding region runs from base 85 to 651 and encodes 188 amino acids. The transcript is spliced from 3 exons. The record is from RefSeq and is a predicted model, not a curated record.
AUUUGACUUAACAGUUGAUUAUUACUGCAGUGGAGUAGAACGAGGAGAAGGGAGAGUCACCGAUUCAGCGAAGGAUCAUUAACAAUGAGUGAAGAAGCUCCAAAGCUCUACACCAACAAACCCAAGAAGGCUCAGCUUAAACAGUUUCAAGAACAACAAAAAGGAAAAGUUUUUGCUUCUUCAACACCAAUUCCGCGGCCAUCAUCAUCAUCAGCUGCAGCAGCAUCGUACACAAUGGGGUCGAGCUCUGCUGCUUCGCCACCUCCGCCUCCAAAGGAGUCCUUUGCUAGGCGUUACAAGUUCCUUUGGCCCCUGCUUUUGACCGUUAAUCUCGCUGUUGGAGCUUACAUAUUUAUGAGGACCAAGAAAAAGGAUAUCAGCAUAACAGAGGAAGAAGGGGCAAAAGAUGUUCCCUCAACUCCAGCUUCAACCACAGCUGCCACAGCUGCUGUCAUCACUGAAAAACCCGUUUCAGAGUUUGUGAAGUUGCGUGAACCAAUUCCUGUGGAUCAGCAACGCGAACUUUUCAAGUGGAUAUUGGAAGAGAGAAGGAAGGUCAAACCAAAGGAUCCUGAAGAGAAGAAGCAUAUUGAUGAAGAGAAAGCCAUUCUCAAACAAUUUAUUCGAGCAAAAUCUAUUCCAAGUAUUUAGCUAACUGACUACCUGUUUAUUAAAACAUACCUGUGUUAAAACAGUUUGGAUUUUACUUGUGAAAUAUGAAAUUUACUUUCUCAGUGCAAUAUGAUGCCUUCUGGAUGCAAUUUUU